UGGAGAAGAGGGAGAAGUCAGGCUACAAAAAGUACAUAAAUAUGCUUUCUAAGGUAUUUACUUUCAACAAAGCCUCAGAAGAAAGCAAAUAGUAGCUCUACUGAAAGUGAGGAGGAGUCCAGCGAAGACAAAAUAUGGGAGAUGAGCUCCCCCUACCUCGAAUCAGAUGCCUCAAAAGUACUCACUCUGGAUUUAUCCUACCUUCUCAAAGAUGGCAAUCUCAAGGGGAUUGAUAAGGAAGAAACCCAGAUUGAGAUAAAAUUAUUUGAUGAUUGCCUCACCACAGGCUGGCUAGUCUGAGAAGUUAUGAGGAAAUAUACAGACUUCAUUCAAGAACUUGAGAACAAAACAGGGAGUAAAUUGAAAAAGAAAUUAGUAGUUGCCAUUAAGGUAUAUGAGGACUAUAAUAGCUCAGAUGAGCAAGGAAGCCUAGCGGUUUAUAACGAAUCACUCAAUUAUUGGGUAACACAAGUUGAAAGGUCCUUAGAGCCAUUGCAAACAGGUCAACGGAUAGUUCCUCAUUUCUCUAAGUAUCUCCCAAACCGAAAGAAGCCCAUUUGUUUGAACGAUUUCAUACUUGAGAAAGUUAUUGGAAAAGGCGGAUUCUCAAAGGUUUUUCUAGUACGCAAGAAAUCAUCUGGCUUCAUGUAUGCAAUGAAAGUUCUUGAUAAAAAUAUGGCCACCGAUCAGCGAAAGCUGAAGCAAAUUGAGAAUGAGAGGAAAAUAAUGCAAAUCACUAAUCAUCCAUUUAUAGUUAAGCUAUACUGGGCCUUUCAGACUUACACGACAUUAAAUUUCGUUAUGGACUUAUGCGUUGGCGGUGAAUUAUUCUAUCAGCUCAAAUUACAUCGAAGACUAGAUGAGUUUAAAGCAAAAUUUUAUAUAAUUGAACUCAUCUUAGCAUUUGAGUACCUCCACUCCAAAAAUAUAGUGUACAGAGACCUAAAGCCAGAGAAUGUUUUAAUCGACAUUGAUGGGCAUAUAAAAUUAGCAGAUUUUGGGCUUUCGAAACAGUUGAAGACAAGCCACUCAAGAUCCUUCUGUGGUUCUCCAGAAUAUAUGAGUCCUGAAAUGUUGAGAGGAGAGUCUCAUGAUCUUAGACUCGAUCUCUACUGUCUUGGGGCUCUAUUAUUCGAGAUGCUCACUGGUCUUCCUCCUCAUUACAAUCAGGACACAAAUAAAAUGUACCAAGGGAUUUUAGAAAAUAGAAUAGAAUUUCCUUUCUACGUUCCAAUAGAAGCAUGAGAUUUGAUGGAAAAACUUCUGCAAAAAUCGUGAUCAGAUAGGCCUCAAAGUAUUGAAGAAGUAAAAUAAUCAUGAAUAUUUUAAUCAUGUAAACUGGGAUGAUUAUUUCAACAAAAGAAUUGAAGUUCCAUGGAAGCCAAACCUCAUUGACUCUAAUUUUGAUUCGGAAUAUACCUCUCUUCCGAUAAACUUCAAUGAUUUCGGAUUAGAUCCAAAGAACGAUUCAAGAAGAGGGAAAGAAUUUUGGGUGGAAGGCCUCUCAGAUGCACAGUUAGAGUCAUAUUCCUCAUCAAAAACAGUCACUGAGCAGAGUUUUUCCCAGUCUUAUCUUGAACAAGACAUCUCUCUCCAGAAUGCAGAGUUUAUGAUCCCAAAAGACUUAUCAGGAGUGGAGAAUGAUUACCCACGAAAUAGAGGGGAUAGCUCAAUGAAUUUUAGCAGGAUCAGUAACAACGUUGAGAAAUCUCAAGGGAUCAUUAAGGUCAAGAGAUUUUCCUACCAGCUUGAGCCAGAACAAGAGAAGGAAGUCCACAGACAAAUCAAUCAAUACUUGAAGGCUAAGAGGACUAAAGCUUAUAUGAAUGAAGCUGCCACACCCGAGCUCCGUCUUGUUUCUGAGCAAAAGCUCAGUGAAGUUUUUGAAAAUAACGAGUUUGGAAAUAAUUCUGAGCAAAAUUCAGUGAAUACGAGCGACCAGAUCACUAUGGUCAAGAGAUCUAAGACAACUGUGGUGAAUUUUGACAACCAAGAAGAGGUUAAAAUUGAAUAUAAUCUCCAUGAUGAAUCUGUCCAAUCAAUAGCACAAGAAUUUAUAGAUAUUGAUACUGAAUCAAUUAAUACAAUUGGAAAAGUUAGGCAUAAGCCUUGAAAGAUAAACCUCCCUACUCCUUAUAAAAAGCCGAGUGUUGGUGAAAAGAAGACAAGCCAAUUGAUCAAUCCUUUGGCCCUCUAUCCAAGCAAGAGUGUGUCAAAACCAAACAAAAAGAUUGAUAAAGCCUUCGAUAAGUCAAACUUCUGUGAAAAUGAGAGCACUAGGACUGAUAAUAAGCAUCAAGUUGAGUCAUUCUCAAGUCAAAAAUACAUAAAAUCUGCUAAAAAUAGUUGAUAUUCAUCGAAAAAACCGAAGAGCAGGAAAAUCUUUAAAGUUGAGAGGACUUAUUCCAACCAAGUCUCACCGGCAAUGAAAAAGACGAACUCAAAUUAUUAUGAAUGAUCGAGGAAGAUCAGUCAGAAGAGUACUCUCAGCUCAUCCCUGAUAAAGUUCAAGAAGAACAAGAGGCAGUCAGAAAAGUUUGAGUGAAGGAAAAAUUAUGAAAAAUUGAUUCUUUAAUCUAACCUCCA
This is a messenger RNA of Moneuplotes crassus, 2586 nucleotides long. Lineage: Eukaryota; Ciliophora; Spirotrichea; Euplotida; Euplotidae. The record is from the annotation of a GenBank genome assembly.